Molecule: messenger RNA, 1016 nt
Organism: Centropristis striata (black sea bass)
Lineage: Eukaryota; Metazoa; Chordata; Actinopteri; Perciformes; Serranidae
Gene: steep1
Product: STING1 ER exit protein 1
Exons: 1
Coding region: 110-787 (225 amino acids)
Source: RefSeq, a predicted model, not a curated record
CAGAAACAGCGACGGACACAGGAAGUGUUGCGUCGAUUCGGUGUCGAGGAAAACAACAGUCUCAUUAACUGUUCGGUGGCAGCACUGUGAGAGCUUUCAGCAGGAGAACAUGCCGAAGGUGGUGUCCAGGAGCGUGGUGUGCUCCGACACCAGGGACCGGGAGGAGUAUGAUGACGGAGAGAAGCCGCUCCACGUCUACUACUGUCUCUGCGGCCAGAUGGUCCUGGUGCUGGACUGCCAGCUGGAGAAGCUCCCUAUGAGGCCCCGGGACCGGGCCCGGGUCAUCGACGCGGCCAAACACGCUCAUAAGUUCUGCAACGUGGAGCAGGACGAGACCACGUACCUGAAGAGGCCGGAGGGCGUGGAGCGGCAGCACCGCAAGAAGUGCGGGAAGUGCGGCCUACUGCUGUUCUACCAGCACCAGGCCAAGAACCACCCGGCCACCUUCAUCGUGGACGGAGCCGUCGUCAAGUUCGGACAGGGCUUCGGCAACACCAGCGUGUACAGCCAGAAACAGCCCGAGGCUCCCAAGAAGGUCCGGGUGAUGAUGACCAAGAGGACCAAAGACAUGGGCAAGUUCAGCUCCGUCACCGUGUCCACCAUCGACGAGGAGGAGGAGGAGAUCGAGGCCCGGGAAGUCGCGGAUUCAUACGCUCAAAACGCCAAAGUGAUCGAGAAGCAGCUGGAGAGGAAAGGCAUGAGCAAGAGGAGGCUGCAGGAGCUGGCCGAGCUGGAGGCCAAGAAGGCCAAGAUGAAGGGAACCCUUAUCGAUAAUCAGUUCAAGUAGAGGAUCGAUGAGGGACACAGAGAUCCUCAUCACUGUCAGCCUCCUGCCAGAACAGACAGCCUCCAGGACACAGAGACAAUAUCUGGAUGUGUUUUAGAUGUUCUGGUUAGUACAGGACUGAGGCGUUGUGUAUGUGUUGCAUAUCAAGAUUGUCAUCUUGGGGUGCUUUUGAAAACCGUUUGCUUUUUAAAUAAUGUUAUUUUCUAGAAAAAUUAAAAGACCAAAUUAA